Ricinus communis (castor bean) is the source of this 2429-nucleotide messenger RNA. Its product is annotated as probable glycosyltransferase At3g07620. The record is from RefSeq and is a predicted model, not a curated record. Bases 516 to 2135 code for a protein of 539 amino acids. Gene Ontology annotation, molecular function: glycosyltransferase activity. Lineage: Eukaryota; Viridiplantae; Streptophyta; Magnoliopsida; Malpighiales; Euphorbiaceae. The transcript has 4 exons.
CAAGAAACCAAACAAAAAUCAAAAGGUUCGGUUACCGCGUGUCUCGCCAUUUCCAUGGCUUCCCUCCAUUCAAAACUAACAAUUUCAUUUCAUUUCCAUAAUCUUUUCAGAUCCCAUAUCCUCACUUCUUCCAUACCCAAAACUUUGAUAUGUCUUAGGCACAAUUUAAGUGGAGGAUUGAAUCGAAAUUCUGCCUUGUUAAGCUCUCCCAUGUUCUUGGAAUUCUGUGCUACCCAUCUCGGAUUAUCAAAGGCUUGGAUUCGAGAUCCAUCUCGUUAAGGGCAAGUAAAUGGUUAUUAAGUUAAGCGGGGAUCUUUCCUAGAGUUGUGGCAUUCGUCAGUAUAUAUAUAUUUCUGGUGCAUCGAGGAUUCUUAAAAGGGGAACAGCUGUUAGGAAUUGAACCCGAACUCCUGCAUCAUGAGGUAGGCACUCGGACACCCAGGCUUCUAGCCAAAUGGAGAAUCAUCAAACAUUUUUUUCUCUGACAAAAGCUUGGAUUUAUCUAGCAUAAUGAAAUGAGAAGAAUAUUCUGGUGCAUUGCUUCUGUAAUGAUGAGAGAAGUGUUGCGACGUUGCCUAUGGUACAGAGUUGAUUGGAGAAAACUGCUCAUGGGCAGUGCCAUCAUGACAGUUAUUGGGAUUCUGGUUCCAACUUUUGUUUUACCUCCCUUGAAUAUGUGGUAUUUUCCUUCACAUUUAGCAAUUCCAUCACAUGUAUCUUUGAAUGCUAGCAUGCAGUUAAAAAAGACUGUUACUGAAGCAAGACUUGAACAAUAUCAUAUUGUUCCAACUGCUCCAAUUCUUUCAGUGAAUUCUAAAAGAGUAGCGUCUAAGGAAGCUAAAGUUAAAGUCUCUCGAAAGAAAAAUUCCGUAGCUAGAAGGAGAAGGAAGAAGAAUAAGGUAAAUGAUGAUGCAAAGGUCGUACCUCCUGUGCCACCUCGUGUUCCUGUCCCACAUCAGUUGCAGAGAUACAUUUGGUCUUUGUCGCCAAAUGAUGCCCUCUUGUAUGCGAAAAAGGAGAUUGAGAGUGCCCCUGUUAUCAGUGAUGAUCCUUAUCUGUAUGCUCCUUUGUUCCUCAAUGUUUCCGUUUUCAAGAGGAGCUAUGAAUUGAUGGAGCUGAUACUUAAAGUUUAUAUCUACCCUGAUGGGAAGAGACCUAUAUUUCAUGUACCUCAUCUCAAUGGAAUUUAUGCUUCUGAAGGAUGGUUUAUGAAAUUUAUGGAGGAAAACCGACAGUUUGUCACAAGGGAUCCAGAAAAAGCUCACUUAUUUUAUCUACCGUAUAGUGCACGGCAGUUGCAGAUGGCACUUUAUGUGCCUAACUCACAUAAUCUUAGGCCACUGUCAAUCUUCAUGAGAGAUUAUGCAAAUAUGAUUGCUACAAAGUAUCCUUUUUGGAACCGCACACAUGGAAGGGAUCAUUUUCUUGUUGCUUGCCAUGACUGGGGUCCAUACACGUUGACUAUGCACGAGGAACUAACCAAGAAUACCAUAAAAGCUCUAUGCAAUGCUGAUGCAUCUGAAGGUAUAUUUGAUCCUACCAAGGAUGUUUCCCUACCUGAAACAACUAUAAGGAUUCCCAGGAGACCUCUUAAAAACGUUGGUGGUGGAAUAAGGGUAUCACAGCGUCCAAUCCUUGCCUUCUUUGCUGGAAACAUGCACGGUAGAGUCCGUCCAACACUUCUUCAAUACUGGCAAAACAAAGAUGAAGACUUGAAAAUUUAUGGGCCUUUACCAGCUAGAAUUUCACGAAAGAUGAAUUAUGUUCAACACAUGAAAUCUAGUAGAUACUGUAUAUGCCCGAUGGGGCAUGAAGUGAACAGCCCUCGGAUUGUUGAGGCCAUCUAUUACGAGUGUGUUCCAGUCAUCAUUGCAGAUAACUUUGUUCUUCCUUUCAGCGAUGUGUUAGAUUGGAGUGCUUUCUCUAUUGUUGUGGCUGAGAAGGAUAUUCCCAAACUGAAGGAGAUUCUGUUGGCUAUACCACUAAGAAGAUACCUUACAAUGCUAACUAAUUUAAAGAUGUUGCAGAGACAUUUUCUCUGGAACCCAAGGCCACUUAGAUAUGAUCUGUUCCACAUGAUUCUGCAUUCCAUCUGGUUUAGCAGGCUAAACCAGAUUCAGAUUCCAGAGUCAUAGUAAUGCUCGUUGCAGUAUACUCUAGCAAAGUAUACUUGACCAGUGCUGAUGAGCUAAAAAGAAUCGAGAUUUGUGGCAGGGGGCUAAUUUCAAUUCUGACGAUAGUUGACAAUAGGAAGGUGUAGCUGUUGAGAUUAUGGAUCAGAUACAAAACAUUAUGCGUGUAGCUGGAGCUGGUUCAGUAUUUAUACAUAUAAGCAAAUGACAGUUCAUAAUGCAUUAUUCUAGUUACAAACUACUAGUCAUACCCGCGCUUUUGCAUUUCAAAUAUAUAUCAUUUAUCAUUCACAGAAA